Messenger RNA from Patiria miniata (bat star), 907 nucleotides. RefSeq names its product transmembrane protein 101-like (gene tmem101). The coding region runs from base 43 to 804 and encodes 253 amino acids. NCBI's taxonomy places the organism in Eukaryota, Metazoa, Echinodermata, Asteroidea, Valvatida, Asterinidae. The record is from RefSeq and is a predicted model, not a curated record. Gene Ontology annotation, biological process: positive regulation of canonical NF-kappaB signal transduction. The transcript has 3 exons.
GCAAGUGAGAAUUGAGUACCAGACUAAGUUUAAGUUUCCAAGAUGGCGGCGCCCAGUGGGAGAGGGAACAUUUCUCUCGGUUUGAAGAAAUUGGGUGCAUUCAUCUUGACUAGACUGCCUUUUGCUUCUGCUGUUGUUUUUGCUUUGCUCUGCCAUGAACGGGAGAGUAACGAAAGGCCGCUGGGGUAUCCCCAUAUAGUCAUCUACAUCCACGUAGCCCUCCUGAUGCUGGAAGGAAGCAUGAUGUCCUUCGCUACCCAGCGAUCUCUGUUUGCCCUGAUGUGUGCCGUGCAGAUCGCCGUCAUGAUGCUAGUCACGCACACCAGCCCUUCAUUGCGGUACAAACCGUGGCUCAUGAUCCGGAUGCUGUCCCGAGACCUGGGCGUGAUCGGCUCCUACCUAAUCCUCGCCAGCCGCACCCACGAGGAGCUGAGCCGCAGGUACCGCCUGGCCAAGUUGUACCCCCUUGGGCGCAGCCUCCUGGCUUCCUACUUCAUCGUCCUCGCUUUCCAGCUCAACCGAGAGGCGGUGGAGCAGGACGCCUUCGUCCAUCACAUCCCCGGCGGCAUCGUCGCCGUCUCCGCGUUCUGCGGGGCCUGCAUGGUGUGCAGCCUGAUGUUCCUGUCCCAGUACAAGGUCAAGCCCGCUGUUCGGGUCCUGAUUGUACUCGGGCUGUUGUUCACGGUGAUGGUGGAUCUGGAUUUCAAGUAUUGGAAGCGGCGGCACGUGGAGUAUUGGAAUCAAGUGACCAUUCUGGUGAACGACUUGGGCAUGGUGGCAAUGUUACUGUUGCUUGCGACUUAACCAUUGCUCUACUAGACCCUACAGGACCCUAGAUAAUACCAUUUAUUAGUAAGUGAAAGUUAAGUUUGUUGGAAAGGCCUUCUUUCGUUAAUUUCUUCAAAAU